AUGAUUUAUAGUGAAAAUGCAUUAACAAUUGAAAAUUUAGCUGUGCUUCGUGCAUGGGCUGAUGUUUAUAAUGUUGCAACAAUACGACAAAAUGAAGAGAAAACUAAUAAUCAAAAUAGUUAUUUAUUAAUUCAUGUACAGUCAGAAUUAUAUGUUCUUAUACAUCAUUGGCUUGCAGCAUUAACUGAUUAUGCUUUUUUAAUUUUACCAAAUGAAUUUGGUGGUGGAACAGAUGAAAAUUCACAUGAUGGAAAUUUUUAUUCAGCGGAAUCAAAUCUUGAUUUAACGAGAAUAAUUUAUAAAGCAAAUUGGGCAUCAAUUAUGCAAGCAACAACACAAUGGCUUGGUAAACAUCAUUAUGAACAUAAAACAUUAGCUGCUAAUCAAAAACUUAUUGGAUAUAGACAAAGAGAUAUAUCAAUGACAAAAUUUAUUACAUCAACAUUAUCAAAUAAAAUAAAAACAUUUCCAGAAAAGAAAAAAGAUAUAUUUGCUAUGUUAUUAGGUUGUUGUGUUGAAGCUUCAUCAAUUUCGAUUUCGAAACAAACAGAUGAAACUAUUGAAGCUAUUUUAUCUUCAUUAAUUAAUUUACUUCAAUCAGAAAUGGCUGCAAGUCAGAUAACUAUGGUUGCUUUUAUUGAAAUACUCAAUGUUCUUCAACGAUAA
Messenger RNA from Rotaria sordida, 666 nucleotides. NCBI's taxonomy places the organism in Eukaryota, Metazoa, Rotifera, Eurotatoria, Philodinida, Philodinidae. The record is from the annotation of a GenBank genome assembly.